GCGCCGCGAAACCGCGCUCACACCUCGGCAAAAAACCCAGUUUUGCCCCAAGCUGCCAACACUCGCAGCUCGUAUAGCUGCGAAGACGCCGUCGCCGCGCCGUCCCCGAGCCUCAGACCAAAAAGAUGGCCGCAGAAGCCCCCAUCGCCGCGCAGCCGAUGGAAGGCGACGCGACAUUAGCGCACACGACGUUCACGCCCAUCCAAGAACAGCGCCCAUCCCCGGCGUCCGAGGACCAGGGCUGCGCGAACAAUUGUCUGAUCUCCACGGCGCUGGCGGGCAUCCUCUGCUCGAAGCGGUGCGACGUGGGAAGGGUCGUCGCGGAUUUUGCGUUUUUCCCCCCGGACCCUCCAACUUAUUCGGUACCGACAGAAGACGACGACAUACAACGCAUCGACUUCAACUACCGGGAAUUGGAUUGUGACCCGGCGUACGCGUCCUUGCGACGGACGGACGGUGUUGCGGGGCGGUGUUCCGGCCGGUUGCUCACGACGAAGCGAGGAUCGCGGACGCCGUGUUUUUAUUUUGCUAGACCUGGGGCAGAUGCUUGUUUGCUCUACCUACAUGCGAAUGCUACCGAUUGCGGCGCGAUGCUGCCGACCUAUGCGGCCUUUUCUCGUCGAUUGGAUGUCCACGUCCUCGCCGGCGAGUAUUCGGGGUAUGGCCCGGCGACGAAGUCCGCGACGCCUCGGAACGUGGAAGCCGACGCCGAGGCUUUAUAUGAUGAGGCUCUGCGGUUGGGGUUUGCGGCAGAUCAGUUGAUACUGUACGGCCAGUCCGUCGGGAGCGGACCGGCGUGCUAUUUGGCGGCCCGUAGACCAUGUAGAGGAGUGGUCCUCCACUCCCCAAUAGCGUCGGGCAUUAGAGCAUUGGUGGCCCCGGGCUGCUGCUCGCCGGUCUAUGUGUACGGGUGUCUGGACCCCUUCAACAACGCGCGCGAGGCGAAAAGGAUUAAAGCGCCCGUCUACGUCGUCCACGGCACGAGAGAUGAUGAAGUGCCCAUCGAGCACGGCAAGAUGAUCGUCGCGAACGCUCAGCAGGCGCACGAGCCCUUCUGGGUCGCGGGCGCCGGGCACAACGACCUGUUGGAGGUCGCCGGUGAUGCUUUUUUUGUGAGAUUGAAGGCGUUCUUGCUCGCGGUUGGUAAAAAGGACGACUUCGCCGUCGGCACGCGGCAACGACGGCGUAUUACUGGAUUGACGGCGCGGCCGGAGCUCAACGGGGCGCUCGUCGACGUCGUGACGGUCGAGUCGGCGCAGCGCGUCCGCGUGCGCCUCGUGGCGGAGCCUCAUACGGAGUUCGCGGUCAAGCGGGAGAACCUCGAGGACGUCGCCGGUGGCUCCUGA
This is a messenger RNA of Pelagomonas calceolata, 1346 nucleotides long. The record is from the annotation of a GenBank genome assembly. Lineage: Eukaryota; Pelagophyceae; Pelagomonadales; Pelagomonadaceae.